ACCCGCGGUUCUUCAAAAAGGCACGAUGAGGCCCACGCACUGUAUAUUGCCGCCCUGGACGCGCCCGAGGACGCGCCAGAUGUCGCGAUUUCCCUGCUCAACGACGCCAUUGGUAUUGAUCCAACAAAGCCCAUUUAUUACUUGACGCGGGCGACUGCCCUCAUUGAAGAUGUUCAAUUAUUCGCAGCACUUCGAGAUUUUGAUAUUGCUUCGUCCAUGAACACUUUCGAGGGCACGGCCACGAUAUUCCUCCAGAUCGCACGAUGCCGUUUGGUCCUGGGAUUCCCUUCGAUAGCGUUGAUAGCUGCUCAAAACGCGCGCGCCCUCGACCCCUUCAAUCUGCGAGCUACAGAGCUUCUGGGGCGAAUACGAACUCUCGAGUCCCAGAUGGCCAAGUACGGGCGAGCAACAUCUGAGAAACAGUGGCACGUGGCGCGGUCGGCAUGCGACGCAUGUUUGGAGAUAUUUGCGAAAGAGGACAGCGACGCACCACCGGAGAUCCAGUGCUGGGGCAUAGACCUGCUCAUCGUUGAGCGCAAGUGGGAUGACGCCCUUAAAGUUGCUGAAGCCUCCCUGCGGAGCUCGCCGAGCUCUGUCGAAGCAAUGGUUCUCCGCGCACUAGCCCUGUUCUUGCAGAUGCGCCUCGGCGAGGCGCUUACGCAACUCAUCGACGCUUUGAGAUUUGAUCCAGACAAUGGGGCAGCCAAAGCGCUUCGUUUACGCGUGAAGACCACGUCAAGUUUCAACGAAGCGGGUCACGCUGCCUCCCGAAGAGAGUGCUGGUCUGAGGCAAUAGAAUCGUGGGGCAAGGCUCUGCAGUUCGUAGGAGAUGACACGAGAGAGGGACGUGGAGGUAUAUUCCGUCCGACUCUCUUACUAGAACGUGCAACUGCCUACCUCAAGAUGCAACAGUACUCGUUUGGCCUCAAGGACGUUAAUCAGUCCCUUGAGCUCCGCCCGUCUCAUUAUCAGGCGCUGCUGUGUCGUGCCCGCAUCCAUGUGUGCCUGGAACUCUACAACUCCGCGGUCGAGGACUUCCAAUCCGCCCUUGAAGCUGGAAAAUCGUCGAUGCCACCAUACGAGAGGAAGCAAGUGGAAGCCGAGUUGCUCGACGCACGCACGGCGCAUCAACGUGAGGCGGACCAAGAUCAUUACACGGUUUUGGGAUUAUCCGAAGACUGUUCGCCCAAUGACGUCAAAAAAGCCUUCCGGAAGUUGUCGCUCCUGCAUCACCCCGACAAGGGAGGGUCUGAGGAUAAGUUCAAGAUCAUCAACAACGCAUAUGGGGUUCUUUCGGAUAUUGACGAGAGAGCGAAAUACGACUUAGAGCGCCGGGGUUGUCGAUUCCAACCUUCGUUUGGAGGAGGAUUCUAUGACUAUGAUGGCUGGUAUUAG
Messenger RNA from Epithele typhae, 1395 nucleotides. RefSeq names its product DnaJ-domain-containing protein. NCBI's taxonomy places the organism in Eukaryota, Fungi, Basidiomycota, Agaricomycetes, Polyporales, Epitheliaceae. Gene Ontology annotation, molecular function: protein binding. The annotation marks the transcript as partial. The transcript is spliced from 7 exons. The record is from RefSeq and is a predicted model, not a curated record.